Molecule: messenger RNA, 1893 nt
Organism: Desarmillaria tabescens
Lineage: Eukaryota; Fungi; Basidiomycota; Agaricomycetes; Agaricales; Physalacriaceae
Exons: 8
Coding region: 180-1400 (406 amino acids)
Biological process (GO): RNA 3'-end processing
Molecular function (GO): nucleotidyltransferase activity
Source: RefSeq, a predicted model, not a curated record
CACGUACGAAUAGGCAAUCCUACCUUUGCACCAGCUCACGCAUCGUUUUGUGUCCGUAGAAUCACGCAUGUACGGUCAGCAAGAGCGAGAUCAAGCGUUUUGCAUAUGCCUGCAAAAGGGGUGUCAACACGUUGUCGGAAGGUAACACUGUUGAAGACUUCUUUUUCCAGCGCAAGGCAAUGGAUCCAUCUAAAGACUCUGAGUACGAUCGAAGAAUGCAGGAACCGGAUAACGAGGACUGGCUUUCUUCCUUGAGCCAAGAGGCAGCGGAAGAACCUGAACGCUUAUUCGGUAAUGAUGGAUCAUAUGGUGCUCAGCCUCAAGCUGCAGCAUCUCUUCGCUCUGGUUAUGCACCAAGGUCACCACCUUCGCCUCGACGCACCUACAGCACCCGAUCUUAUUCAACUCAGCUGACACCGCCUGGUGGUGUUACCAAGUCAAUCCUACGGCAACGAAGAGAAACAGUAAAGCGUGUGCAGAACAUUAUCCGGCAAGAGUACGGGAAUAUGUACUCUGUUGAACAGUUCGGCAGCACACGCUAUGGCAUUUCUUCUGCAAAUAGCGACCUCGACCUAGUUCUCAUCGAUCCCAAAAGACCACAUGGUGCCUCACCAAAGCAAGCAAAACCACGCGGUGGCAUAUAUAGAAUAAAACAGGUUGGUGCUCUAUUGAGGAAGAAAAAGUAUCACAAUGUCUCCGUUAUCGAUAGUGCAAGUGUUCCAAUAGUAAAAUUCAAGGACCCGAUUACGGGAAUGGACUGCGAUCUAAACAUUAACGACAGACUGGGGCUACACAAUUCCGACAUGGUGAAGCGUUACUGCGAAUUGUCUCCGCUCUUGCGACCGAUGGUGCGGGUAAUCAAAAAGUGGGCCAAACCGCUCAAGUUAAACAGUCCUUCCAUCCGCUCAGGAGGACGUGUGACGUUCAGCAGCUACGCUCUUACUUUGAUUACCAUUGCUUUUCUCCAGACACAUCGUCUAUUACCCAAUCUUCAAGAAGGCGUACCUCCUUUGAGCGAAGAAAAUCAAGAUGGUCUCUUUUGGUUUAAGGGGAAGCCGUGUAAUACCAAGUUCAAUAUGGCUGAAGGUUGGGUACCUCCGGAACAAAGAACGGUGGAAGAGGCGAUGCUAGCUUGGUUCAGAUAUUGGGGUUUCGAACAUGACUACACUGCAAACACUCUCGUCUCUAUCCGGGCUGGUGGUAUCAUAGAAGGAUCAGACUUCUCUUGGGAUGACAAUGAGAAAUUCAAGAGCAUGUCCGAGGCAAAGUGGCGGGAGGCGUGCUUGAUGUUGAAAGCUGAAAUCAGAGAACUAUCGGCUUCUUGUCGCAGAUCCAUUCAUUAUCACCAAAAAUGUCACAGGCAACAUCCAGCCCGUCAGUUUUUCCGUUUUCCGAGCUGAAUGCCAGCUUGCCUUCAAGAAGUUGUUGCUUCCAAGAUCGCCGAAAGUGGAAAAAGGCAAAACCCGCAGUUACUCCUGCAUCGGAUGAUGGCAUUGAAUCUGUCAGGUCCAGCUGUUGAUCUCGAAAGUAACCCUCUCCGCGAUGACGAUUUAGGCGAUGAACCUGACAUACAUUCACUGGCUGACUCGAUAAUGCCCCCGCCCAAGAGCAAAGGACCAACGCGGCCGGUGGAUUUUGUGUUGGAGGAGACACGAGUGAAAUGGAUUGUUCCUCUCCCGGACGAUCCUUUUCUGAAAAGGUAUGCGUUUCUAGAAACGAACUCAAAUAUCGUUGCGACGCAAGGUCGCAAGACAUCUGAGUUUGAAGAGUACCACCGUCAGGAAGAAAUCGAGAAGACUCGACACACUUAAUUAUCUAUAUACAUUGUAUCACUAGUAUUCCUUGAUUAAUAACAAGUAACGGUAACGGUCGAUAGAAUUGUGAAUGUGCUAC